CGUUCUGUUUGACAGUUUUGCUUGUUGUUUGUAUGAUUCAGAAAUUCUUUUGUCGAUCGGUAUAAAAAUUCUCUAAAAUUAUGGAAGGUAUACAAGUAGUCACCCAGGAUUUUGUUAAUGUUCAUAUCACUAAGUCCGAUAGUGAAGAUGCGGCGCCCGUCGAAAGAAGAUUCAAAAAGGGGAUCACUGUUCUGGAGUUUAAGACUAAACUGGAACUGGUCACAGGAGGCUCAGCAGCUACCAUGAAGCUUAAGAUCUAUGACAAGAAGAACAACUAUGUGGCUGACAUAGACAAUGAUGAGGCACUUCUCGGUUCAUACCCCAUUGAUGAUGGAAUGCGGAUACAUGUUGUGGACAAGUUUGCUUUACUCAAUGACUUUGGAUCAUCUGAUAGUACUGAGAGAUUCCGUUUGUCUGAAGAGGAGUAUCAGAAGAAGGGCGACACGCUGCGGUCGUUUCUGCAGCGGAACCGGCUCGGGAAGUACAAUGAGGAGGAGAUGAACAAGCUGAAGGAGCAACAGCAGCAGGAGCUCGAAGAUGAAGCCAGGUUAGCAGAGGCAGUGCUAGUAGGCGCUCGUUGCGAAGUGCGAGUCCCUCAGCAGCCGGUGCGGCGCGCGACCGUGCGCUACAACGGGCAGUUGGACGGGGCCAAGGGGCUGUGGAUCGGAGUGCAGUACGAUGAACCGCGCGGGAAGAAUGAUGGCUCAGUUAACGGCAAGCGUUACUUCACUUGCCCGCCCAAGUACGGCGGCUUCGUGAAGCCUGUGUACGUGACCGUCGGCGACUUUCCUGAGGAGGAGUUCGACCUGGACGACGAGAUAUGAUCACACACACACACACACACAAGCUUACCCGCGACGAUACCGGACGUGCGUACAACAUUGUUAAUGCUUUUAAACUGCAAGAAAAAGAUGAAUUAAUCUCGCGGAAACGCACAACGACAUCUAGUGAGCGGCUCGGGUAUUUUGUUUUAAUUUUAUGUCAAGUCCCUGGUCUUUGUAAAACUUUUUAUAUUUAUUGGCCUAAUCAUGUUGCUUAAAUCUGGAAUGAUAAUGUGUAAUAAUGUCCUGUUUAGAAAUUCAUUACUGAAGGAAAGUUAGAUUUUCGUAUAAAACAUUUUUUUGGACUGUUGUUUUUAUAAUUUUUUUGAUAAAAUUAUAAAGUGAAUUAUAAGAUUCUGUAUUGAAAAUUAUUUGACCCAGCUAAAACAAUGUUGUAUGCACUCCUUGCUAUAUUUUUGUAUUAGCACUAUUGAGCUUGCUGGCAGGCUGAAUACCCUUAGGCUUUAACAAAUGAUUUAAAAACCUAUAUAAUACAUAGAAAUAAUGCUUUAAUAUUUACCUUUUUGUAUCUACAAGAUUAACGAAGAUUAAUUAUGAGUGAUUAAUGAUAAUGGAAUAUGUUUGUGGCACUGAAAUAUUAAUAUUCUAGAUGGCCAAUGUUAUCAUGUGAAAGGAAGUUUAAUAAUUAUUUUUUAUGACAAAAAGAGGGUAGUUGUGUUGGUGUUAUUACGCAGUCUAUUCAAACGAACGCGUUUUCUAGAUAUUCUAAAGAAAAACUGCUCUUGAUCAAAUGAGAAGGCAUUAUGUUACGCGCUGUCAUGCGUCGUCUCGCUUCCUCACUGCCAACAACCUUGCUUUAAAGGUUUAUAGUAAGGAAUAAUUUGUCAAAUGUAAUGUAAUUAUUAAGUUUGCUAAUCGAAAUAUAUCGGAGUGUUGAGGAAAAUGUCAUGUUGGUUUAGUGAUCUCAAGAGUUUGCCUCGUUAGUCUGAAGAUUUUUGAAUGUUUUUUAAUGAAUUUAACUGUGUUGAUUAUGUAAUGUGUGUUGAAAGUAUAGUAGGUAUGUUAAGAAUUGACCACUAAUGUUUAUUUUAGUCAUACAUGUUUUCUAUGACUGUUUUCUUAUAGUUCAUGGCCAAUUCUUGGUAUACACAGUAUACAGCUCAAAUGUACGAUAUGCUUUUAUUUUGUAGAUAGUUCUACAAAUAAUUCGUUUCGAUUGAACUGCGUCAACAUUCCACGGAGAAUGAGACUUAUAUUCCACAGACUCAAUCAUGGCAUACACAUAUCUUUUCUGUAAUUAUUUUGGUUGUAACCCUCAAUUAUGGUGUAUUUUUAACAAUUAAACGUAAAACUUGAA
Trichoplusia ni (cabbage looper) is the source of this 2139-nucleotide messenger RNA. It is a transcript of the gene TBCB, whose product is annotated as tubulin-folding cofactor B. Gene Ontology annotation, molecular function: alpha-tubulin binding; microtubule plus-end binding. The transcript is spliced from 5 exons. Bases 81 to 824 code for a protein of 247 amino acids. Gene Ontology annotation, biological process: tubulin complex assembly; post-chaperonin tubulin folding pathway; cytoplasmic microtubule organization. The record is from RefSeq and is a predicted model, not a curated record. Lineage: Eukaryota; Metazoa; Arthropoda; Insecta; Lepidoptera; Noctuidae. Gene Ontology annotation, cellular component: microtubule plus-end; cytoplasm; nucleus.